GUAACUCCUAAGUUAGCUUGCUGAUUGUUUACAUACAAUGUGCAACGUGAGAAACAACAAAGAUAUAGGCUACAGCACACUUUUUCAAUAAGAUCACAAAUAUCAGCAAGGUGUAAGCAGAUUGAUUUGAUGUGAAAAUGGCAGUCAACGACUUGCAACAUGUUGAAAAGUGUAUUGAGGAUGGGGCCCUCUCAAAGCUGUUGCAACUCCCAUCAACUCUUGAUGACUUUUCAGAAGCCAGCCUCAUUAGAAGCAUGGGAUUUUUUCUCAAGGCCAGUGAGAAGCAAAUUGUCCUGGCCACCAAAGACUUAUCGAAUGACGCCAUACAGAAAAACCUCUCAUGGACCAAGAACAAAUCCUCAUCCCCUUUCAGUAAUAGACGCUGCUAUGCAAUAAAUAUAAUGUUGAAACAGCGGUUCAGCCCUCAGUUUUUGCAAGAAGCUGCAAGAUCUCUUCCUUUUGAUUGUGUAUUGAGCCUGAUCAAGUACCUUCACACUGUCCUGUUGUGGCUGCCUGCCGUGCCAAAUAAAAAUGAGUCUGCCCCGUCACUUGAACACAUAAUCGACUGGCUGAACGCCCUCUUAGACAGCCAUGUGCAGCAACUCAAGCUGGCGGAGGACGCCACAGAAGUCGUGCAGACCUUGUACGAGCAGGUCACACUCAUGACAAAAUGGCAGCUGGAGACCAAGGCUUUGCUGGGUGCCCUGGCAGAACUCAACAGACAAGUGGAGGAACAGCAGCGAAAUACCAAAAUGGGGAACUAUUGCAUCGAAGUCAUUUCUUUUUGAGGGAGUAAUAAAUUUACAGGAAAAAAACUAA
Molecule: messenger RNA, 819 nt
Organism: Aplysia californica (California sea hare)
Lineage: Eukaryota; Metazoa; Mollusca; Gastropoda; Aplysiida; Aplysiidae
Product: nucleolar protein 11
Exons: 7
Coding region: 138-788 (216 amino acids)
Biological process (GO): maturation of SSU-rRNA
Cellular component (GO): nucleolus
Molecular function (GO): RNA binding
Source: RefSeq, a predicted model, not a curated record